AUGCCUCCGAAAGCACAAGGCAAAGGUGGGGUGGGAGGGAAGAACGCGGCGGCGACAAAGCAGGUGGAGGACCGGACUUUCGGCAUGAAAAAUAAGAAGGGUGCCGUGGCCAAGAAGCAGAUCGCUGCCCUGGAGUCCCAGCUGAAGAGCGGCGGAAAUGCGGAACAAAAGCGAAAAGAGGCCGAGAAGGCGGCACGAGAGCGGGAGAAGAAGGCUGCUGAAGAUGCUAAGCGAGAAGCCGACAUGCUCUUGAGCAGACCGGCGCAGGUGCAAAAGGUUCCCUUUGGCGUCGACCCCAAAACGGUGGUGUGCAUAUUUUUCAAGAAGGGCAACUGCGAGAAGGGAAAGAAGUGCAAGUUUUCCCACGACUUGGAGAUGGAGCGCAAGGUUGAGAAGAAAAGUCUUUACACAGACACCCGUGGAGAUGAGGAAGAGGAGAAGAAAGUGGAGACGUCGGCCGACUGGGACGAGGAAAAGCUCCGGUCAGUCGUUUUGUCGAAGAAGGGCAACCAGCGGACCUCUACCGACAAGGUGUGCAAAUUCUUCAUCGAGGCCAUCGAGGAUGGCAAAUACGGUUGGUUCUGGGUCUGUCCGAACGGCGCAGACAAAUGCAUGUACAAGCAUGCGCUACCACCAGGCUUCGUGCUCAAGACCAAGGAGCAGCGGGCGGCCGAGAAGGCGCUGUUGGACAAGUCGCCACUCAAGACGCUGACCCUGGAAGAGUUUCUGGAGUCAGAACGCCACAAACUGACGGGGCCUUCGACCCCAGUAACACCGGAAACGUUUGCGAAAUGGAAACAGGACCGCAUGGACAAGAAGGCUGCGGAAGAGCAGGCGCGCAAGGCGAAGGAGGCAACCGGUCGUGCGCUGUUCGAAAGCGGAAACUGGCGCAAGGAAGAGGACGACGAAUCCGAGUCAGAGGACGAUGACGACGAUGGCGACGACGACGCAUGGAAUCUCGAAAAGCUGCGCCGGGAGACCGAGGCGUUACGUCAGCAAAAGGAGGACGAACGCUUAGCUUUGCUUUACCAAGGCGGCGGCGUGGGCAUCCCAGUGCCACCCAGCCAGGAAUCUACGGAGGCCGCGGUGUCAGCUGACACAUGA
Molecule: messenger RNA, 1104 nt
Organism: Grosmannia clavigera kw1407
Lineage: Eukaryota; Fungi; Ascomycota; Sordariomycetes; Ophiostomatales; Ophiostomataceae
Product: ccch zinc finger DNA-binding protein
Exons: 2
Coding region: 1-1104 (367 amino acids)
Biological process (GO): cytoplasmic translation
Cellular component (GO): cytosol
Molecular function (GO): metal ion binding; mRNA binding
Source: RefSeq, a predicted model, not a curated record